CUCAGGCGGAAGCUCGACCAUCUCCAACCUCCUCAACUUCUGCCGAGUCCCGCAUUCUUGACUCGUCCUGCCCUACGCACGUCCAUUGUCUGCACCGCUAUCUCGUCUUGUUCGCCUUCGACAUAGAACGCCCGGUUUCUGCGCCUAAUAGAAUCUGACGCGACCUGAAAGUCCUGAUACAGCCCUCGACACCCCCGAGCUCGGCGACGCGUUCACUGCCAUAUCUGAUGAGCACAACAGACGACCGAUAGCAGACAUCUCGGUCGCCGUCACCUCCAUCAAAUCUAUAUACCAUUUAGCAGAUUAUACCGUCUUUUCAAGUUUCGACAAAGCACUAACAGCCGCCCACCAUGACUGUGUUUAUUGCCUCGCUCUUUCUUCCCAAGACCGUUCAUUUCAACCUGCCUGGUGCCCGGCCAAGAGGGGCUUCAGCCUCCCAGAAGCCGGCCAGCAAGGCCAAAAAGCUCGCCCCCAACACUCCUCCUAGCCUCUUCCAGCCUGCGCCUAGUCACAUCACUCCUCCGCACACACCGACGGAAGACCGCAAGCAUCAUGACCCUUGGGCAAACGAGGAUGGGUUGAAGGUGCAAAUUCCCCAAAUGCCCUUCUCUCCCGAUGGUAGCUACCGUGCUCCAAUCGAUCGAAGCUCUCCGACAUGGGGCGGCCGGCCGGACCAGCCGAUGUCCCGUGCGAACUCUCCCCCGCCUCCUUCCCUGAUCAACAGCAGCCGUGCUCUGAACCAGAAGGCGAGAGAAAUGGGUCGCCAAGGCAUCACGCAGCCACGGAGCCUCGUGAGAAGUGAAAGCCAUGAUCGAGUGUUCGCACACGCCGACUGGAAGAUCGUUAGCGCCGAUCAGGGUAACGGUGGCUUGCGCAACGCCGCCGAGGCAGCUGCCAGGGACGGCAAGCUUGGAGAGUACACAUGGAUUGGCACCUUGGGCAUGCCCACGGACGCCCUCCGGGGUACCCAGCAGCUCCAGGACAUCGAUGACAGACUUGCCACUGAGCACGACAUGCUGGCUGUUUUCUGUUCGGACAAAGACUUCGACGGUCAUUAUUCCCACUUCUGCAAGCAGAUCUUGUGGCCCGUUUUCCACUACCAGAUUCCGGACAACCCAAAGAGCAAGGCCUACGAGGAUCACUCAUGGAAGUACUACGUAAACGUCAACCAGGCGUUUGCCGACAAGAUUGUUAAGAACUGGAAAAAAGGAGACACGGUCUGGAUCCACGAUUACCACCUCCUCUUGGUCCCUGGAAUGAUUAGGAAGAAGAUUCCCGAAGCCAAGAUUGGGUUCUUUCUGCACGUUGCCUUCCCUUCUUCGGAGGUCUUUAGAUGUCUAGCUGUUCGCAAGGAGUUGCUUGAAGGCAUGCUCGGCGCCAACCUCAUUGGAUUCCAGAUCCGUGAGUACGCCAGACAUUUCCUCCAGACUUGCAGCCGCAUUCUGAGCGUUGAGGCCACCCCGGAUGGUCUUCAGCUCGAGGACCGUUUUGUCGACGUCAUCAACCUCCCGAUCGGUAUUGACCCUGUUAGCCUCAGCCGUCACCGUGGUGAGAGUGAAGUCAAGCGCUGGCUGGACAUCAUGCGUGAGCGCUAUGCAGGCAAGAAGCUCAUCGUAGCCCGUGACAAGCUUGACCACGUCCGCGGCGUGCGCCAGAAGCUCCUCUCUUACGAGAUGUUCUUGAACAUGAACCCUGAGUGGAGGGACAAAGUCGUUCUGAUUCAGGUUGCCCUUUCAACAAGCGAAAAGAGCGAGUUGGACGCUACCGUUUCUGACAUUGUGACCCGCGUCAACUCUUCGUGGGCCAACUUGGCAUAUCAACCUGUGGUCUACCUCAAGCAGGACAUCGACUACGCCCAGUACCUUGCGUUAUUGAGCAUUGCUGAUGCUCUCAUGAUCACCAGUCAACGUGAAGGCAUGAACCUCACAUCCCAUGAAUACCUUUUCUGCCAGGAUGGCAAGUUCAGCGAGAAGAAGCACGGCUCAUUGAUCCUUUCUGAGUUCACGGGUACUUCCUCGUUGUUCAACGGAAAUGAGUUGUCGGUGAACCCUUGGGACUACAGGGCUUGUGCAGAUGCCAUCAAGAAGGCUCUCGAGAUGGAAGGCGAGGAGAAGGAGCGCCGCUGGAAGAACCUAUACGAGGCCGUCAACGUUCACACCGGCUCGCAUUGGUUCUCAGAGUUUAUGCUCCGCCUAGAUAAGGUCUACGAGGAGCAACAUAGCCGCGAUCAGACCGCAGUACCUCGCCUCUCCAUGACGACGUUGUUGCAACAAUACGAGCGCACUAAUCGCCGCCUUUUCAUCAUUGACUUUGAGGGAACCCUUGUCAGCUGGGGCCCCGUUAAUCAAAUCAUUCCGGUUAGCCCUCAACGCACCCUGGAUGUUCUCAACGAUCUUCUGCUCGAUGAGCGCAACACUAUCUAUGUUAUGUCUGGUAGACGUCCAGAGGAGCUGGACCGUAUCUUCCGCCGCGUUACCAACCUCGGCUUGAUCGCCGAAAGCGGAUGCUAUCUCAAGGACUGCGGAAGCAACACCUGGACCGAAAUGGCCGAUGCCAACAAGAUCCGCUCUUGGAAGAGUUCACUCCGGGACAUCAUGACCUACUACUUGGAGCGUACGCCGGGAGCGGCGAUUGAGGAGCGUCGCUGCUCCUUGGUGUUCCACUACAAGUCUGCGGAUGAUUACGAGACGGCCGCUACACAAGCUUCCGACUUGGCCAGCCACAUCAAUGACGCAUGCGAGGACCAACGCGUUCACGCUAUUCCAAUGGACGGUUGCGUGCUUGUUGAGCCCAUAGAUUGGACCAAGAGCACCGCGGCCCAGACGAUCUUUGAUGAUUUGCAGCAACGGAUGGGGCCAGAUGAGAAGCACAAAUCCCCGGUUGACUUCCUCAUGGUGGUUGGCGACGGUCGUGACGACGAGAAGGUCUUCAAGUGGGCCAACCAGUUGGGCACUGAUGGAACAGUACAGGAGGUGGUGACUGUUAGCCUUGGCAAUAGAAACACUGAGGCUAAGGCGACGGUAACCCAGGGCGUUAGUGGCGUUCUCGCAGCUCUCCAGAAGCUAUCCCAAGUCGUGGUUCCUGCUGAGCAUCAGCGUCGUCGAAGUUCUAUAACUAUUCCGUCUCUCGUCAAUAUGUGAGCAAUCCGGGCGUUGCUUGUUUGCUUUGCUGCAGCAUCCCCCCUUUUGCGUGGCGUUUUGCGUUGGUGGAAUUUUUGGCAUUUUGUAUCGCAAGCCCUCUCCAGUAUUGGAGGGUGCCUGCUUUCAAUGCCUCCUCUCCUUUUAUGAUUUGUUUUCUUUUCACUUCAUUUUCAUCAAUAUUUUCUUGCAGCACCACACACAUGUUCACCGAUAUGCCCAGCGAUCUGCGAUCAUCAAGCACUGCAUGGCAAAAUCUGAAAGCUAAGGGAACUCGUUUAGCGACAGAAAGGACACGGUCUUGACGAACACUACAUUGGGCGGCGGUGUGUACAUGUAUGGUGGUGAUUCUCUUUCUUCUUUUACGGCAACAAUGACACGUGGUAUGGAAAGCAUGGGAUUAUGGGAAACGGAAAAUGGGGCGCAUCAUGAUCAUUCUUACACUGCACCACAAGGUAGUAUAUAUAUAUAGAAUAAGGUAGCCAGGCGCGGGCAUGGUUCAUCGGUUUCUUAUAAGGCCUUUCUUCGUCUGUUUGUGUUUUCUUGUCGA
Neurospora crassa OR74A is the source of this 3687-nucleotide messenger RNA. Its product is annotated as trehalose phosphate synthase. The record is from RefSeq and is a predicted model, not a curated record. Gene Ontology annotation, biological process: trehalose biosynthetic process. NCBI's taxonomy places the organism in Eukaryota, Fungi, Ascomycota, Sordariomycetes, Sordariales, Sordariaceae. The coding region runs from base 351 to 3140 and encodes 929 amino acids. The transcript has 4 exons. Gene Ontology annotation, molecular function: catalytic activity. Gene Ontology annotation, cellular component: alpha,alpha-trehalose-phosphate synthase complex (UDP-forming); cytosol.